Molecule: messenger RNA, 1059 nt
Organism: Moneuplotes crassus
Lineage: Eukaryota; Ciliophora; Spirotrichea; Euplotida; Euplotidae
Source: the annotation of a GenBank genome assembly
GCUAAGAAUCUUUAAGCCAUAAUUUUAUCCAACUUUCUGUUGCCAAAUUAUUAAAACCAUGAAAGACCCUUACCUUGACCAAGACGAAGACAGUAUCGAACAACCAGAUCAUAACAAAACUGACCAAAACAAAGAUGCGGAAGAAUCAUCUCCUAAGCUAUCAAAAAUCGACCAAAUUCGAAAAUAAACUAGCAUCCAUCAAGAACGGAGAGCAUCUUUCUAAGAACCCAUCUCGGUUGAACUUUAGGACUUAUUCCAGGACAAAACCCACGGCUACAGAACAAAUGCUUGCGAAUUCAUCAAGGAUUCGUUCAAAAGCGAAACGGGUUUUGAAUGUUGGAGGUUAUGAAUAUGGAAUUCGGGUGGAGUCGAGAGACAAGACACAGAAGAAAAGAAAGUAGAAAGGAGAAAGCUAAGAGGGCUGAUGAAGUUAAAUUUGAGGAAAAUUCGGAUGGUGGUGGAAAAAGCGAUACAUAUGCUACAAGUAUUGAGGAGCUUAAGCUUGAUGAUAGAAGAAUAAGAGUUAUUGUAUUCUUAGAUAAUUAUAACUUAAGACUUGAUGAUAACCUUUUACUGAAAACUGCUAUUGAUGUUUGCAAAUAAUACAGAGACAUAUGAAAUAAUCCCAGUGUUUUGACUUGUACCAAAGCAAUCUUCUGAAUCUGAUGAUGAAAGUUUGCUACUAUCUGACCAAAAUGACCUACUCAGUUCCAGAGGAAUUUUAGGAACAUAUUUUCUCCUCGAAAGCGCUAAAGAACUAAAAUCCGCACUUCAAAAUUUCGAAAUUCCUUCGAACCUCAUUAUCACCCUAAAACCUCCCCAAAAGGUCCUAACCCCUCUUCUUCACCCCUCCAUGACCAACAUCUUAAUAACCUCCAUAAACUUCAAUCCCCCCAAAAUUCCUCACUGACCUUACCAACUCCUAAAGAUCCCUUCCUGAACGCUCUACUCUCUUGACUCCCUUCCUUUCCCUCUGGCCUCCUUGCCCCGACUAUUUUCCAGGUUUAAAUAACUUAAUGGCUCAGAUUCCGCCUAGGAGGCCGAUUGGGGCUGUUCAGA